AUGGUACCUAAAAGGAGGAAACUUUUGGGACGGCGCACGGCAGCUGCCUCCGCUGCUACAGCAGCGAGGGCGAGUGAAACCCCUGAACAGACUUUUUUGCGUUUUUCACGGAUGGCCUCGAGCUCAGCUGCUCGCUUACCUACGGAAAGCGCUGCUGCGUGGACUGAAAGAUUGUCUUCAGCGGCUUCAACCAUGUCCGCACGCCGCGCCAGGUUUUCAUUUGAAGAACGUUCACUUCAGAAUUCACAGGACGCAGUCCACGUGGCUAGGUUGAGGGCUUCACAGUCCCCAGCACAGAAAACCCUUCGUCGUUUGCGUGAUGCCAUCGUCAAAGCUUGCUCCAGGAGUUUAGAAAGCCCCGAACAAACAACUUCACGCCGCCUCCAGAGCUUAGGAACAACCCAAGGAAACCGCCCAUCGUCGCUAUCCACCGCGUCUGCUAGAGCCCUAGAAAGCCCUGCACAAACCACUGUUCGUCGCGUUAGAAAUGCCCGCUCUACUGCGUCUGCCAGGGCUGCAGAAAAGUCUGAAGUACGCCGUCAACGGCUCGAAAACAUUAGCAACUUCGAGCUUCUUUGA
This is a messenger RNA of Acanthosepion pharaonis, 579 nucleotides long. The record is from the annotation of a GenBank genome assembly. NCBI's taxonomy places the organism in Eukaryota, Metazoa, Mollusca, Cephalopoda, Sepiida, Sepiidae.